CAUUGAUGGAAAAGACGACUGUUCAACAAGCAACUGGUUCCGUUGUAGUUGCAGCCAUACAGUUUUCAUGUUCGAAUAAUACGAAAGAGAACAUUGCGAAAGCCAAGCGUUUCAUCCGAGAAGCUGCAAGUGCUGGUGCUAACAUUAUAUUAUUACAAGAACUUUUUUCAACGCUAUACUUUUGUCAAGAACCUUGUGAAGAAUAUUUUUCGUUGGCAGUUUCUCUCAACCAAGUAGACGAUUCUUUUCUUUCUGAGUUUCAGUCACUAGCUAAAGAGUUGAGAGUAGUACUUCCUGUUAGUUUUUUUGAACGCUGCAAUCAAGUAUUUUAUAAUUCGGUGAUAAUUUUUGAUGCGGAUGGUUCGUGUCUUGGUGUAUACCGCAAGUCGCAUAUUCCUGAAAGUCCUGGCUAUUAUGAAAAGUUUUUCUUUUCACCUGGUGAUACAGGAUUUCGUUGUUUUUCAACUCUCUAUGGUGUUAUAGGAGUUGGUAUUUGUUGGGAUCAGUGGUUUCCUGAAUGUGCUCGAAUUAUGGCAUUGCUUGGAGCAGAUAUUUUAUUCUAUCCGACGGCUAUUGGUUCGGAACCACAAGAUAGCCGAUUGGACUCGCGUGGUCAUUGGCAACGAACUAUGCAAGGUCAUGCUGCAGCCAAUAUGAUACCUUUGGUAGCUUCCAAUCGAGUAGGCGUGGAGUAUACUCAAUAUACCGAUCAUCGUUCACAUAUCACAUUUUAUGGUUCCAGUUUGAUUGUCGAUGCAACUGGAGAGAUCAAGAUACAAGCAGACUCAUCGAGUGAAACUUUUAUUUGUUAUGCAUUUGAUUUAGCUGCUAUUCGUAAGCAGAGAGCCGCGUGGGGUUUAUUCCGUGAUAGAAGACCCGAUUUGUAUGCCUUGUUAGGAACGCGCGAUGGACAGAAUAUAUAAAAAGAAGCGAUUUUUCGUUGUUGCCCAUCAACACAAAAUGUCAUGGAAGGAAAAACGACAAAGUGCUAUUCACCAGUUGCUCACUUAUUUGGACAAGUUACAAUAUUCUGUAUACAAUGCGGCUGUACUGUGUACACG
Molecule: messenger RNA, 1061 nt
Organism: Galdieria sulphuraria
Lineage: Eukaryota; Rhodophyta; Bangiophyceae; Galdieriales; Galdieriaceae
Product: N-carbamoylputrescine amidase
Exons: 9
Coding region: 6-923 (305 amino acids)
Molecular function (GO): N-carbamoylputrescine amidase activity
Source: RefSeq, a predicted model, not a curated record